This is a messenger RNA of Nomascus leucogenys (northern white-cheeked gibbon), 3111 nucleotides long. RefSeq names its product CD4 molecule (gene CD4). Gene Ontology annotation, molecular function: coreceptor activity; MHC class II protein binding; protein tyrosine kinase binding. Gene Ontology annotation, biological process: T cell activation; positive regulation of ERK1 and ERK2 cascade; cell adhesion. The transcript is spliced from 8 exons. The record is from RefSeq and is a predicted model, not a curated record. Gene Ontology annotation, cellular component: external side of plasma membrane; membrane raft. Lineage: Eukaryota; Metazoa; Chordata; Mammalia; Primates; Hylobatidae. The coding region runs from base 783 to 1622 and encodes 279 amino acids.
UCUCUUCAUUUAAGCACGACUCUGCAGAAGGAACAAAGCACCCUCCCCACUGGGCUCCUGGUUGCAGAGCUCCAAGUCCUCACACAGAUACACCUGUUUGAGAAGCAGCAGGCAAGAAAGACGCAAGCCCAGAGGUCCAUCCAAGCUGAGCGAUCGCGCUGACUCAAGAAAAAGCCUUUGGGACCAACGAAACUUUCCCCUGAUCAUCAAGAAUCUUAAGAUAGAAGACUCAGAUACUUACAUCUGUGAAGUGGAGGACCAGAAGGAGGAGGUGCAAUUGCUAGUGUUUGGAUUGACUGCCAACUCUGACACCCACCUGCUUCAGGGGCAGAGCCUGACCCUGACCUUGGAGGGCCCCCCUGGUAGUAGCCCCUCAGUGCAAUGCAGGAGUCCAAGGGGUAAAAACAUACAGGGGGGGAAGACCCUCUCCGUGUCUCAGCUGGAGCUCCAGGAUAGUGGCACCUGGACAUGCACUGUCUUGCAGGACCAGAAGAAGGUGGAGUUCAAAAUAGACAUCGUGGUGCUAGGGUGAUGAAUAUGCCUCUAAGGAGUGGAAGCCAAAUGGCUUCUGUAGUCCAGGAAUCCUAAGGACAGCAAGGAUCCCCUGUGGCUGGGCUGCUCUGUGAUGGCUUCCGGGAGGAGGGAGGUGGUCCGCUGUAGGAAAAUGCUGGGUGGAAGAGGGGAGAGAAGGCUGGAGAGGUAGGAAGGAACUGAAGUAUCUGAAAUGACAAGGUGGGCGUCUGAACUCGUCAGGUCCCCUUCCAUCUCCCUGCUGCCCCCGCAUGCAGACCCCACUGGUGCACCCUCAUCUUCCUAUCUCCUCACCCAGGGUCUCUCCCUUCCCACCUCCAGCUUUCCAGAAGGCUUCCAGCACAGUCUAUAAGAAAGAGGGGGAACAGGUGGAGUUCUCCUUCCCACUCGCCUUUACAGUUGAAAAGCUGACGGGCAGUGGCGAGCUGUGCUGGCAGGCGGAGAGGGCUUCCUCCUCCAAGUCUUGGAUCACCUUUGACCUGAAGAACAAGGAAGUGUCUGUAAAACGGGUUACCCAGGACCCUAAGCUCCAGAUGGACAAGAAGCUCCCGCUGCACCUCACCCUGCCCCAGGCCUUGCCUCAGUAUGCUGGCUCUGGAAACCUCACCCUGGACCUUGAAGCGAAAACAGGAAAGUUGCGUCAGGAAGUCAACCUCGUGGUGAUGACAGCCACUCAGCUCCGGGAAAAUUUGACCUGUGAGGUGUGGGGACCCACCUCCCCUAAGCUGAUGCUGAGCUUGAAACUGGAGAACAAGGAGGCAAAGGUCUCGAAGCGGGAGAAGGCGGUGUGGGUGCUGAACCCUGAGGCGGGGAUGUGGCAGUGUCUGCUGAGUGACUCGGGACAGGUCCUGCUGGAAUCCAACGUCAAGGUUCUGCCCACAUGGCCCACCCCGGUGCAGCCAAUGGCCCUGAUUGUGCUGGGGGGCGUCGCCGGCCUCCUGCUUUUCAUUGGGCUAGGCAUCUUCUUCUGUGUCAGGUGCCGGCACCGAAGGCGCCAAGCAGAGCGGAUGUCUCAGAUCAAAAGACUCCUCAGUGAGAAGAAGACCUGCCAGUGCCCUCACCGGUUUCAGAAGACAUGUAGCCCCAUUUGAGGCACGAGGCCAGGGAGAUCCCACUUGCAGCCUCCCCAGGUGUCUGCCCCGCGUUUCCCGUUGGGCUCAUGGCCUGCGGACCAGAUGAAUGUAGCAGAUCCCAGGCCUCUGGCCUCCUGCUCGCCUCCUCUACAAUUUGCCAUUGUUUCUCCUGGGUUAGGCCCCAGCUUCAUUGGUUGAGUGUUGCUCUCUAUUUUCCAGAGCCUUAAUCACACCAUUCUCCCCGCCGUUUCCUUUUUCCUUCAAGCCCUAGCCCUUCUCUCAUUCUUUCUCUCUGACCCUCUCCCCACUGCUCAUCUGGAUCCCAGGGGAGUGUCCAGGGCCAGCCCUGGCUGGCAUGGAGGGUGAGGCUGGGUGUCUGGAAGCACGGAGCAUGGGACUGUUCUUUUACAAGACAGGACCCUGGGACCAAGAGGGCAGGAACUUGCACAAAAUCACACAGCCAAGCCAGUCAAGGAUGGAUGCAGAUCCAGAGGUUUCUGGCAGCCAGUAUCUCCUGCCCCAUGCUGCCCGCUUCUCACCCUAUGUGGGUGGGGCCACAGACUCACAUCCUGACCUUGCACAAACAGCCCCUCUGGACACAGCCCCAUGUACACGGCCACAAGGGGUGUUUCACAUCCUCUGUCUAUUUGAGACUUACAAAAAUCCUACAAGGCUGGCAGUGACAGAACUAAGAUGAUCAUCUCCAGUUUACAGACCAGAACCAGAGCUCAGAGAGGCUAGAUGAUUGAUUACCAAAGGUCAUACAGCUAGCAAGUGCUGGAGUCGGGACUAACCCAGGUCCCUUGUCCCAAGUUCCACUGCUGCCUCUUGAAUGCAGGGACAAAUACCACACGGCUCUCACCAGUGGCUAGUGGUGGGUACUCAGUGUGUACUUUUGGGUUCACAGGAGCACAGCACCCAUGGGAAGGGCCCAUCUCAGAGAAUUUAUGAGCAGGCAUGAAGGCCUCCCUGUCUAAAAUCCCUCCUCCAUCCCCCGCUGGUGGCAGAAUCUGUUACCAGAGGACAAAGCUUUUGGCUUUUCUAACCAGAGUGCAGGCUGGGAGCACAGGCACUGUAGGAGAGAACGCCCAGUGACCAGCCACUGACCCUGUGCAGAACCUCCUGGAAGCGAGCUUUGCUGGGAGAGGGGGUAGCUAGCCUGAGAGGGAACCCUCUAAGGGACCUCAAAGGUGAUUGUGCCAGGCUCUGCGCCUGCCCCACACCCUCCCUUACCCUCCUCCAGACCUUUCAGGACACAGGGAAAUCAGGGUUACAAAUCGUCUUCUUGAUCCACUUCUCUCAGGAUCCCCUCUCUUCCUACCCUUCCUCACCACUUCCCUCAGUCCCAACUCCUUUUCCCUAUUUCCUUCUCCUCCUGUCUUUAAAGGCUGCCUCUUCCAGGAAGACCACCCUAUUGCUGCUGGGGCUCCCCAUUUGCUUACUUUGCAUUUGUGCCCACUCUCCACCCCUGCUCCCCUGAGCUGAAAGAAAAAUACAAUAAACUUAC